Molecule: messenger RNA, 4707 nt
Organism: Seminavis robusta
Lineage: Eukaryota; Bacillariophyta; Bacillariophyceae; Naviculales; Naviculaceae
Source: the annotation of a GenBank genome assembly
AUGAUGUCCAGACGGAAGAGCAACAAGAAGAAACAUUUGGUGGACAUUGUCUUUCGGAUGGAAGAUGCCGAUCCACCCAGGGAAAAGACGGUGCGAGCGGUGGACACCAAGACCACCAACUACAACCGUCUCAUGGGCAUGGCUCGGUUUCAUUUGAAGAUACAACGUCGUGGUCCCAUUGAGCUUUGGUUGAUGGAUGGCGAGGAACCCACUUGUCUGGGUCUCCAAGCUGGAGAACCCAUCUCCCGCGCCAUCCAAAACGAUUGCAGGCUUCUCGUGGAGACCCUCGAAGGUGCUACGGAUGCUGACGCAACAGAACGCAUAGCCAUCGCAACCAAGAGAGCAUCCUACAAUCCGUCAGCUCGCGUUCCAACGAGAAGUUCAGAACAUAGUACUUGUAGGCAAGAACCAUCCAACCACUCGCUUUCCAUUUGGGACUGGGAUUCCGACUCGGACUCGGACCCGAGAGCAGCGUCUGCUCCAACCGGUUUGAUUUCUGCCAUUAUGGAUUUGGAUUCAUCAGACUCCUCGGAUGAUGAUGUCUACGUUGAUGGAGAUCAUGAAAGUCAAGCCCUGAUCAGUGCUGCCGGAUUCCAGGAUGCUCCAAUGGGGACUCUGGUGGCACAAGCGAGUUGCACCCAGUUCUCCAUUGAAGGCGGUAGAUCGGCGUGCACUUCCAUCUGUCUCUUUGCGGCGGCCCAGUUACUGUCCAGGAUUCCCACACACAUCAAUACGGAACUGUUGGACACGUGGCUACAAAUGGGAGUAUUGCUUCAUCGGAAUGUCACUGCACACGACCACACGUCUGUUGACGAUCUGUGGGACAUGGAUGCCUAUGCUCCCUUUGUGGAAUCCUUGGAACGUCGCGAAACGCCCCUGACGGGAAGCGUUGGUAGAAUGGAUGAAUGGGAAGCAUGCAUCAUCUCCACCCUCAGCUAUGCACAAGCGUUUGAGGGAAACGUGGCUUCGGUGGCACUCAUUGUCACGAAACCACCGGAGAGCAUUCUCUUGGUGUGCCAAAACGUCACGGUGGGUGCUCCCUGGCUCUUCUUUGAUAGUCACGGCCAUGAACAUGAAACCCCCAAGAGAGCCUAUGUUCGAAGAUUAGACUCGGUCGACAUGGUGGCCACAGCCUUGAAUCGGAAAUUCCCCGUCGUGGAUCUGGACGCGGAUUUGUCGCACUACGUUCAGCAGCUCAACCUCUUUGAGGCCCAUCCUAUUGUGUGUCCGAUUGUAGUUCCGGAGGUUAUGGAUGACUCGGAAGCAUGGCCUGGACAGGAGGAAACUCUCAGGCUAUCUGUGACUACUGCACACGCAGCUGCCAACAGACCACCGUCGCCUGUGGAUGCGGCAGCAACACACCCCGAGACCAAGAGCGAUGGCGAGACGGAAACAGAGCAGAGAGCGGCUCAGCCACAACCCAAAGUACAAGAUGUUUUGGAGUAUAUUGAUCAAGUCAAACAGGUGUUUGCCGGUCAUGUCCGUGACGAGUUUUUGGCACUGGUAGACAGCUUUCAAUCCGGCGGCAUGGGCAUUUCAGAGGUGAAAGAGAAGGUGACAAGACUCUUUCGUGGCAACAAUGAGCUCAUUUUGGGUUUCAACAUUUUCUUGCCACAAGAUCAUCAAAUCGGCCAAGCUACUUUGGAACAGAUGAAUAAAGAACACGCCCGGGGCCGAGCCAGUAUCCGUCGGAUUGGAGCUCCUCCCAAGACCACCGUUCGAGCGUCCUCUCCUCCGGACAUGGAUCGGACCGAAGCAAGCAUCACACAGCAGCAGCAAUGCGAUCAGCCUCCCGAGCUGAAGCAUAGCGAUACACCAGCAACUGCUUGUAACAAGCCUUCUGAGCCAGAAUGCCGCAAUGCACUCCUGACAAGCUCUAAACACAACACCAACGCCGUACCAGCUCGCGCUGAAGUCAAAGAGGUCGCAGAGACAGCACCCAGUUCAAACAAAGCGGGAAAAACUGUCUCUGAGUGUCGCCCCUGUUCCACCCAGCAAUCCACACUUGAAAGCCCCUCCGACGAUGCGUCUGCAACGGUGCAAAGCAACAACGACACGGGAGAGCGUAGAUCAUUCAAGAAUGAAAUCGUCCUACAAGAGAGCGAUGCUCUAGUGAGGGAUCCCAUCACAGGGGCGCUCUUUGCAGAUCCAGUCUUCUGUGACAAAGGCCACACGCACGAGAGAUCCUCCAUUGAGGCUCAUUUCCGAGCACGGCGCGAAAUGAAAGAAGAGGAAGAAGCUCGGCUCCUGCGAGAAGGGAGAUCCAACGACGGAUGCGGUGCUGGGCGCAAUUUUGAUCCUACUUGCCCUCUCACGAAUGAACCUAUCAGCAACAUCCUCAUACCCAACGACCAAUGUGACCGGAUGCUGCCGCUACUGGUCGAAAAUGGCUUGGUUCCGUUGGAAGAGGGUGAGCUUGAAGAUUGGAGAUUGCGUCGGGAGGAGAAGAGGAGGCUUGCGGGGGAGCGUCGCGCCAACUCGGCGAGACAGCAGGCAUCAUUCGACGCAACAUCCGACGCUGCUGAAGAGGCUCCUAUGCCAGCUGCACCAUCUUCAGAGCCCACGUAUGCCACACUGAGUGAAUCCCAAGUGGGCAGCGCAGUGGAUUCCGGCACUGCUCAUAUCUGGCGGCCGCUCUCUCGAACCGAGAAUGACCUUGGACUGGCCGUUGCUCUGUGCCCUCCUGGCUGGCAAAAGCCGGAAGGUUAUGAGAGGGCUCCGGUUCCAAGAUGCAGUAAUACGUGUUGUCGCAGUCGCUUGCCACAAGAAGUGCAACGCGCGUGUGACAGAUGCUCUCAACUGGUAUGUUCCGACUGCCUCGUCUUUCGGGUGGACGAUGUGGCCAGGGCAACUAGCACCAUACAAAGUGACGGGGGGCACUUUAUUUGCCCUGAUUGUGUGUUACAAAUUCGCGAUGUCUUGGCCGUCGACACGGACGACAGAUCACGAGAGGCUCAACGAGCCAAGGAAGUCGACGCAAUGAUGGCCGAGUUCUUUGCAUCACUGCAAACGAGAAAGGAGGAUCUGCAACAUCAGAUCAUCCACGCGCAGAAGCACCAAGAACUUCAGUCUUCCUCAGCUGCAAUGGAGAGACGGAUCAGAAGUCUGGAGGAUACCAAGCAGUCGCUCAUGCGUGACAUCCAACGGGCUGAGGAAACAGCUGAGGCUGCCAAGCAGGAAGAGGAAGACUCAGAUGUUCAAUCCGUUAGCAGUGUCUCGUCCACUGAAGCCCCCGACAGCACAACCCGAGAGGAAGAGUUGCAGUCCAGAAUCACCCAACUCCGGAAUCAAUACUAUGAAGUUAACUGGAACGUCGAAGAUGGUGUGCUUCGUGGUUCAAUGCUGGAGCACCAGCUGAACGAAGCCAUGGAGGCUUUGGCGAUGGCAAGGUCUGUGUCCUCGGGCCCACCAGACCCACCGGCACCCAAGGCCACCAGCGCCAGGAACGCAAUGGCCAACAGACGACGAAUAGCACGAAUGGAGAGACUGGAGAGGCGAUGCGAACAGCUCGAAUUGGACCGCCGGGAGUUGCUAGCCAGAGGCCCCAUCAACGCGCAAGAUAUCAACUAUGCGAUGGCCAUGUCGCGUCUUUCCGGUGAGCUUGACAGCACUUCUGCCAAGUUAGCCUCGCUAAAGAGUCAAGAUGAGAAGGGUCAAACUCGGAAGUCAACCUCGAUGCUGUCCGCGAAAUUGGCUUCAUUGAAACACGACGACGGUGAGCAGGAAAGAAAGGAAGAAUCAGACACAGUCGUUGCGACCGCACCCUCUGUGGCGGCAAAGCCUUCUGCGCCUCAGGGAGGCCCCAGGAAAAGGAGAACAAGUGACCCCCGCGGAAAGAAACGGAGAAGCACUCAACAAAAGAGAUUUAGCGGUGUUCAACAGGCAACCCAUGUCGCAAAGGCUUUUGCCGAGUUUGUUACGGGCAUUCCCAUGCUCAGUGGGAAGAACAAGAAGAAAUCAGGUCAUAGAAAGACAGUCGAGUCAUCCUCCAGUGAGGUCAGUGGCUCAUCUGCACAAAAUGCCCUCCCAAACGAGACUGUAUUGGGCGUCACAACAUCCUCGCCAGUUUUGGAUGCGGAAGCGUUGCAGGCUGCGAUAGCCUCGUUGUCUGCGAUUGGUUCGAUCGGGGUCGAGGAAGUCUUUGAGUUGCCUCUAAAUCUGCAUUAUCCUUCUCUUCGGAUGCGAAACCGAGUGCGGAUGCUGCGCACCGACUUGGAUCUUGCAAAGAUUGAAUCUGAGCGACUCCUGGAAGAGGAAUACUCUGGCUACCAGCGUGAAGUAGAGGCCAAAGUGGAUUCUCUGGAAGAUGAUGUAGUGGAAUUACGAAGGAAAGCAGCCAGCGUCCAGGAAACAGCCGAGGAAGAGCAACGACUUCAGCGGGAACGGGCAGGAAGACGCGAAGCUGCCCAGCGCGAAAGACAGAGGCGAGAAGAAGAGCGCCGCAGAGAGAAAGAGCGGUUGCAAGCAGAUCGACAACGCCAGGAGCGGGAAACGCGGCAAGCGUUGCGUGGCUUGGAUUUACGGCAGUGCGGGAGAUGUGGCUAUGGACCCUUUGAGAAGUUCAACUGCAAUGACAUGGCUGCUCACAAUGAUGUCUUCCACUACAUGGACGAACAGGGUCGGCGGCAACAGCGCCGCAGAAACGAAUGCCCGCAGUGCCGGUGGACCGCCGGCGACUGGAAUCGAUGGCCUCGUUUUAGACCGUAG